Drosophila suzukii is the source of this 1338-nucleotide messenger RNA. It is a transcript of the gene Gr93b, whose product is annotated as Gustatory receptor 93b. NCBI's taxonomy places the organism in Eukaryota, Metazoa, Arthropoda, Insecta, Diptera, Drosophilidae. Gene Ontology annotation, molecular function: sweet taste receptor activity. Gene Ontology annotation, biological process: chemosensory behavior; sensory perception of taste; male courtship behavior. The record is from RefSeq and is a predicted model, not a curated record. Gene Ontology annotation, cellular component: axon; dendrite; membrane.
CUUAAUGGGUAAAUAAAGUAUAUGGAUGGCUUUGCCACUUGAGGUCUGUUAGUCAUGACGGGAAUACAGAGCUGUCUAAACGUUUCCAGGAUUUCUAAAUUGCUGCUUCGAGGUGUCUUUUUUUAUGCUACUUUUUUUGGAGUGAUUAGCUUUCGAAUCGAGAGAAAGAGCUCCCGUCUGGUAGCCAUCAAUAGUCGGGGUUACCUUUGGAUCUGCCUAGUAAUCCGACUUCUGACCUGUGGAUUUAAUGGCUAUAGUUACGAUAUAUGGGGUUCCCAAUAUGCCGAUUUCUAUAUUCGGGCUUUCUUCUCCCUUCGAUUGUACGGAUGUCUGAUCUGUAGUGCUAUUAUCAUGGUGCUGCAAUUUUGGUUCGGCGAGGAGCUACUUAUAUUGAUCAACCGAUUUCUAGAGCUCUUUCGGCGAAUGCGAAAUCUUACACAAUGCCAUAAAAAUGGAUUCGGUGACAAGAAUGAGUUUGCUUUGAUAACCGUUAAAGUUAUUUCCUUAAUUUUUGUAUUCAUAUCUUUUCGGUUUACGCACUCACCCUGGGUCCUGUUUACUAUAUUAUGCGAUUUAUACACCUCCAUUGGCACUGGAAUGAUUAUUCAUCUGUGUUUCGUUGGCUACCUCAGCAUUGGUGUCCUUUAUAAGGACUUGAAUAGUUAUGUGUUGUGUCAGUUAAAGACACAACUGAGUUCUCUGAAUGAAGACGACAUUGGAUUAAAUCAACAGCCCACUCGUGAGGCCAUCUCAAAUUUGAACAAGUGCUUAAGGCUUUAUGAGGAAAUUCAUCAGGUGUCUCGUAGAUUCCAGCGGCUUUUCAAUCUGCCACUUUUUCUCAUUUUGGCACAAUUUCUCUUUGCCAUGGCUAUGGUUUCCUAUCACGCCAUUCUGCAGAUGAAUUACGCCUUCAACCUGUGGGGAUUGGUUAUCAAACUGCUCAUCGAUGUGGUGCUUCUAACUAUGUCUGUACAUUCAGCUGUUAGUGCUUCUCGAUUGGUAAAGCGUCUGAGUCUGGAGAAUUUCUAUGUGACUGAGAACAAGGGUCACCAUCAAAAGCUGGAGCUUUUCCUGGGCCGCCUUCAUCACCAGGAGUUGCAGGUGUGUCCUCUGGGCCUUUUCGAGGUCUCCAACGAGCUGACCCUGUUCUUUCUCUCCGCAAUGGUCACCUAUGUGACCUUUCUGGUACAGUACGACAUGCAGUCGCAGCAAAUGUGAUUCAGCGUCACGCAUUGUUUGCGGUAUUACACCCUCCCAAAACCUCGCGAUACACGAUACACCUGCUUGUGGCCAUACGGUACAGCCCGGCCCACCUGUCCUGCGGUUGCACGCAAAUAA